Messenger RNA from Gaeumannomyces tritici R3-111a-1, 1770 nucleotides. RefSeq lists its product as hypothetical. The record is from RefSeq and is a predicted model, not a curated record. NCBI's taxonomy places the organism in Eukaryota, Fungi, Ascomycota, Sordariomycetes, Magnaporthales, Magnaporthaceae. The transcript has 2 exons. Bases 357 to 1466 code for a protein of 369 amino acids.
CCAACCGAACAGCGACGGGUCCACUUAAUGGGGUGCCUCCGCCAGCGUUGCUGUCCCACCAAGACAGUGCACGCGUCACGUCCGACUUCAUCGUUUGCUUCCAACUUUUGGUAGUAUUUUCUCGUCUAUUUGUCUUGUACUUGUUGGCGCCGCUGCAUGUCGAUACAGAACAGCAAUUGACAUCGGUUCUGAUACAAAAUCAUAUUUAAUUCCGCACAUUGUUUUGCAUCCGCUAGACGCGCGCCUCUCGUGAGUCGAUCCGCCGCAGGGAUUCCCCGUCGGAAGAUGGCGGCCGCAUCACAAUCGCGAUAGCCGCCACACUCGACCGACAACCGGUGCAGCGUUCCAUCCCGUCCAUGGAGGCCUUGCUAGCGCGCCUGUUCCCCGGCUGGGGAGAGGCGGCCUCGGAGCCGCACCAUGGCAGCAAGCGGCCGCGGUGGGCUAGGAGGAAAGCCAGGGGCGCGACUGCGGAGCCCACAGCCGCGGCGGCUCAGGAGCGGGACACGAGGGCAUUCCAUGAAAGCCUGUGGAGGGUUGGCAACCUGCCACGCGGGGUGCCGCCUCCAAGAACUGAAAUGCUCAAGAUACUCGGAUACAGCACAAACCAGGUUGCGACUACCAAUGUCUUGGUCGCGUUCCUGGCUGCGCCGGGGGUCGGCGUGCGGUCUCUGAUACAGAGGACCCGGUUUGGCAGCAUGGAUUGCACAACGAUGGACAUACCAUACGCUACCCCGCCGCCACAGUACCUCUGCGACGGCAGCGUGUACACCCUAGGAAUGGCGAAGCUACCGUUCGAGGGGUUUCUCAACAGCGGGCUCGCGACCAGUUCCGAGCACAUGGCCGUGGUUCUUGCCUAUGCUGUCAACUCGCCGGCCUCGUUGGAGGCUGCAAAGGAGCUGCAGAGCGCGCUCAUCCGCAGUAUGCAACAACGCCGCGCCGAGAGCAAGCACCAGCGGGUUGCCCAGGAGCGCAAGCGGCGCAGUCGCCGAGGUCGAGAGAAGCCCAGGGACCUGGAGAAGGGGCCGGCCCAGAUUGCGGAGCCGAAGGCCCCUGUGUCGGUCCGCCCUCCGCCGUUUCCCGUCAUACUUCUCGGCCUCCAAGCAGAUCUGCCUCGACAUAGGGAUCUCGAGGGCAAUGGACCCGGGCGUCAGCCUGAGAAUCCACAAGGAGACGACAUCAGUCCCGCACCUGCAGCAGUGGAGGGCGUGGACACACGGCGGCGGAAGCUCGAGGCCUGGGGAUUCGAAUGGAGCCGCACCAUGCUCCACGCCGAGGUGUCUGCGAAGACAGGCAGCGGAGUGCUCGAGGCCUUGGGACAGCUUGUGGAGGGAGUUGAUGCAGCAGCCAAGGCAGUGGCGGAUGCGGACGCCACAUUAGAAGAUAUGCGGGAUCACUGGAUACCAGCCGUCGCCCAAGUCGCUGAGGAUUCGGCAAAGGCCGACGGUUCCACUGCCCAGCCCCGAUGAGCGAUCGGGGCCGGGUUUCCCUUUGUUUAUAUGUUAUCUCUUUUCACAUCCACCUUGUUCUCCUUGCACAAAUUUUCCUCACCAGGGUCAGGGCGCCGGGGAUUUUCUUGAAUACCUAGGUUGGGACGACGAAGUAGCGGGGAAACAGGGACAUUAAAUGCAUCACCGUACACACGGCGGGAAACCAGCCGCUUCCUUAUUAUAGACCAUAGCAGUUCAUACGCAGUAAUACCCACUUCAUCCUUGCCUUUAAGCUGCGAGCAAGAAAAAGAAUGACACCGCUUUGCUAGAAGCACAUGGCUGG